UGUUUGUAAUCACCAUUGACUGGCUGGCUGAAGUAGCUGAUGUUCUAUGACUAGAUCACCGCCCCUUCUGCGACUUUCUUGAGACUGAAGUAGUCGUGCCUUCUGAUUUGGGGAAGUGGUGCCGAAUCCUGGUGAUAGUGGGGGGCCAUAUGCUCCAUUGGAAGUUCCAGAUGGGGUGGAAUACCACUAGAAAGGCACUGCUCAGCUCUUUGAGGCACCAUCUCCUCCGCUUCAUCUGUCUUUCACUGAUGUUCCUGUUCUAUGGCUGCUGGACACGACUCCAGCUGGCAAAUCCGGACUCUGGUCACUCUAAUUCUGGCAGAGAUAUUGUUAUCUUGCUGUGGUACUGGCCCUUGAAGAUGUCACUCAGCCUGAAGGGCGACGUGUGCUGGGACCUCUACCGCAUCCCCCACUGCACCCUCGUGGACCAGCACUUGUUCUACCCAGCAGCUGAUGUGGUGGUGUUCCACAACAAAGAACUGACCCAGGGCCAGAAGCUGCCCUUUCACCUCCCACAACCUAGUGGCCAGAGGUGGGCCUGGAUGUCCCUGGAAGCCCCUGUCCACAAUGGUAAACUACAGAAGUAUGCAAAUAUCUUCAACCUCACCAUAACCUACAGGAGGGACGCUGACGUCACCAUCCCUUAUGGUGAGCUGCUGCCAAAGGAAGCUGGUGAGAUGGCUGAUGAGGCACCAACAAAUAAGACUAAUCUCAUCUGCUGGGUCGUCAGCAACUACAACAGCCACCACAGGAGAAGCCAAGUGUUUAAAAAGCUGAAGGCUGUAGUUCCUGUGAAGGUAUACGGGCGAUGGGCCAACAGAGUCCUGACUGCCGAAGCCCUGCUGCCUACAAUCUCUCGUUGCUACUUCUAUUUAUCAUUUGAGAACUCAAUCAGCAAAGAUUACAUCACAGAGAAGCUUUGGCAGAACGCCUACCAAGCCAGGGCGGUGCCAGUCGUCCUGGGCCCUCCCAUCGGUGACUACAAAGCAGUUGCUCCGCUCAACUCCUUCAUUCACGUCGAUAACUUUUCCUCCAUAGAGGCUUUAGGGAAGCACCUGCAGCAGCUCGCAGGGGACAAGAAGAGAUACAGCGAGUAUUUUAGGUGGAGACACAAGUGGAAAGUGAAGCUGUACACAGACUGGAGGGAAAGACUGUGUAAAAUCUGCACCGUGUACAACAGUUUACCUCAGCACAAGGUUUACACGGACCUGCACGCGUGGCUAAAUGCAGCCAACACAUAAGUUGAACUUAUGAUUUUAGGGACUACCCGCAAGAUUAAACGACGCAAAUGUUUAG
Thalassophryne amazonica is the source of this 1296-nucleotide messenger RNA. RefSeq names its product fucosyltransferase 7 (alpha (1,3) fucosyltransferase). The coding region runs from base 150 to 1241 and encodes 363 amino acids. Gene Ontology annotation, cellular component: membrane. Gene Ontology annotation, molecular function: alpha-(1->3)-fucosyltransferase activity. The record is from RefSeq and is a predicted model, not a curated record. The transcript is spliced from 2 exons. NCBI's taxonomy places the organism in Eukaryota, Metazoa, Chordata, Actinopteri, Batrachoidiformes, Batrachoididae.